Molecule: messenger RNA, 2754 nt
Organism: Pimephales promelas (fathead minnow)
Lineage: Eukaryota; Metazoa; Chordata; Actinopteri; Cypriniformes; Leuciscidae
Source: RefSeq, a predicted model, not a curated record
ACAUAAGCUACAGUACAGUCAUUUGUGAGAAGAAAAUGAGAGUUCCUGUAAAAAUCAUCUGCUUUUCCUGUUUUCUUUUUUCUGUUACCUUUGUGCAAGGUCAAGAAUGUCUUCGAGGGGAUAUUACAUAUGAAAACAUAGAACGAGUUGCAAAACCUUCAUAUGACGAUGAUGAAACAGUGGAAGUGAACUGUGUGACAGGUUAUGUCGGCUUUUAUAGAUUAAAGUGUAAAAAUGGACAAUGGCAGACGUUCAUUGCACGAAGCUGCUCAAAGAAGAAAUGUGGUCAUCCAGGGGAGACAGCAAAUGGUGAUUUUAAACUUAUAGAGGGGAGAGAUUAUACUUACGGAGCAACAGUGGAGUAUACUUGCAAGAAAGGGUACGAAAUGGCAACUAGAAUCAAUCGACGUCACUGUAGAAUGAAAGGGUGGGAUAAUUCUAUCCCUAUCUGUGAGGAGGUGAGAUGCCCUGUGAUUCGCACAGACGGGGAUGUGACUGCAUCAGGGAACACACGGGAAGGAACUUAUGGCGAUGUUAUACACUUUGAGUGUGUAUCUUCUGAGAAAAAGCUAGAUGGAAGUAGUGUCAUUCAUUGUAUGGAGAAUGGCGUUUGGAGCGGACCUGUUCCACAGUGCAUAGUAACGUGUAAUCUUGAUGUGACUGAAUCUGGAGCAGUAAGAACCAUACCUGAGGGAAAAACCAUUUUCAAAGCUGGAGAAACAGUGGGAAUUUUCUGCUCUGCCAAAAACCCUUUCUUUCACAACCAGGAAAAAUUUACAUGCACAAAUAAUGGGAAGUGGGAUUACAAGCCAACUUGUGAGGAGAUAAGAUGUCAAGUUCCACAGAACCAGCAUGUGUUUAUACCAAUGUUUUACUUCAGUGGAGAUCUGAAUUUGAAUGUAAAAAAACCUUACAGUUGUAAGUCUGGAUAUCGAAAAAUGGCAGCUGAGGCCACAUGCACACGAGACGGAUGGACACCGAAACCACUGUGUGCUGAUGUAACGUGUGCAGCACCAAACAUCCCAAAUGCAGAGAUUUUGGGAGAUCAGAGAACAAUUUACAACAUCAAUUCAACAAUACAAUAUAAAUGUAAUCCUGGGUUUGAACCAGAACAGCCUGUACAAAUCACCUGUACUUCCCAGAAUCAAUGGACAGGCAUACAGGAAUGCACUGAAAAGCAGAAAACCUGCCGUGAUCUAUCCGUGGAAAACGGGUUGAUAUACAGCAACACCUCCAAUAAGGAAGAAAUAUUAUACAUCUGCAACACGGGUUAUAAACCAUUCUCUGGGAACUGGUGGGAUUCAGCAACAUGUAUUGAAGGCUCUUGGUCUGACGAAACUCGGUGCAUCCCGGAGGAAGAAUGUGGUGCUUUUCCCAGAGUUCACCAUGGAAAACUAAAGCAAACAAAGGAGACCUUUCAAGAUGGAGACACAAUAGAAUUUGAAUGUGAUCCAGGGUUCAUAGCAACUCCACACUUCAUAACAUGUGUCAAUGGUACAUGGGAGAAACCAGUGUGUGAGGUGGGUGUGCAUUGUGACAUUCCUCCAAAAGUGGAAAAUGCAUUCAUAACAUCUAAACCUGAAGAAUUGUAUGUAGAUGGAUCUAGAGUAACAUACAUAUGUCAAAGAUCAUUCUUAAUGAAUGGGGAAAAUACAGUUUUCUGCCGCAAUGGAAUUUGGGAAGAAACACCAACAUGUGAAGAGGUAAAGUGUGUCGCAAAACUGCCAGUAAACAUGAGAUCAGACGCCACUGAGGACGGACCCCUGGGGACUGAGGUUUCAAUCAGACCUGGACACACAAUAAUUCUUUCAUGUGUUGGGAGGCGAACAAAAUUACAAGGAGAGCGAAAAAUCACCUGCUUGUCAAGUGGAGAAUGGAACGUCCCGUUUCCUAAAUGUGUAGGAGAGAAAUGUGAACGACCACCUCAAGUAGAGUUUGCAGAUACAACUGAAAUGACUAAAUCUGAAUAUAAUUCAAGGGAGAAAGUUGAAUACAUCUGCUUUCAUAAAUACACACUGGAUCUGAGUCCCCCCUACUCUAAAUACUUGACCUGUGAACAAGGCGAAUGGAGGGGGAUAAUUAAGUGUUUAAAGCCUUGUUCAGUGACGGUGGAGGAAAUGGAUGACAGAGGUAUAGAGCUGCGAUGGCGUGGACGAGAAAAGAUAUUCUCACCACAUCAGGACAGAAUCAUCUUUGCAUGUCAGACGGGCAAACAUUUAAUAGACAGUAACAGUAACCUAAUACAAUACUGUAAUGAUGGAGUGAUGAAUUUACCUGAGUGUGUGUGACAAGGAGAAUAAAACAUCACUGAUACAUCAGCUACUAAUCAAAAACAAAUGGAGCAAAUCAAAAUAAACCCUUUAACAAUUCUCUGUUUUGGAAUUCUUGCAAUUAAAACUAAAUAAAUUAUAAAAUCAAUGUCAAAAUUAAAUAAAAAAUAAUCCAAAUAAAAUGUGCAUGUAUGAAAACGAUAUUAAUUAAUUUAAUGCCAGCUAUGUGAGCAUAUGCAUGAAAAAAGCUUUUUUUUAUUUUAUUUUUUUUAACCAAAGACCAAAGAGAACAUUGCUAAUAAUCAAGUGUUUUUAGUAUCGUGCAAAUAUGGGGGGAAAGAAAUACAUGAGUUAUAAAACUUUAUUUUUGCUAGGUUUCUUGCUGAUUACAAAUGUGAUUUCUGACAUGUUUAUAUGUACUAUGAUCAUGAUGUAUAGGAGACAGAGCAGUACAUAAAUAAAUAAAUAAUUUUUUUCAAGUUCA